Messenger RNA from Closterium sp. Naga37s-1, 2271 nucleotides. The record is from the annotation of a GenBank genome assembly. NCBI's taxonomy places the organism in Eukaryota, Viridiplantae, Streptophyta, Zygnematophyceae, Desmidiales, Closteriaceae.
AUGUGCUCCUUCGUUUUCGAGGGGUACGAAACCGACCUCCCUACAAUUACCCUCCCUGCUCUUAGUAGCACGUCCGCUGCAGACACGCAAGCGUUCCGUCCCAAGGCAGCGUAUGAAAAAUCUGCAUCCAAGCAGGCGUUCCGUCCCAAGACAGCGUACGAUGCGAACCUGGAGCCUGGUACACUCGUGGCCCUCCUACGCGGAUCAACUCUGGAUUUGUCUGACACGGUGGCUGACAUGUCACGGAUCAUGUGUCUGGAAGGGCAGAAGAAGAAUGCGACACUCCCAAGGUUCGCGUUCAAGCUGACGCCAGACGGCCACCUGCGAUACGACGACACGCGCGUGAACGGUGACAUGGCUUGGCUGGCAGCAGCCCAAAUAGCGGAAGGCGCGGUGGUGAGGUUGAGAAUGAGGUCAGUCACUGUUGACGCGUUUGGCAUGCCCAUGCAUGUCAAGGGAAACAGCCAAAGGGCGAACUUUCACAGCAAGAGGAACUUCGCUCGAUCGCGCCUUGCUCCCAGCGGCCCCGCAUUCGGGCCAGCGCGGCAAAAGUCCUGCCUUUCUGUGAGGGUGCCUGGAGGUGAGAAACGAGCAGCGGCGGGCUCCACCACCGCCGCCGCCGGAAGCGCAAUGUCGCCGGAGCUCACGCCAGACGGCGCGGCAGCGGCUCUCGGCACGGCGGCGUCGCAGGAGAACGCGGAGGAGUGCGCAGCAGUGCUUGCGCGGCUGGGGCGGUCCGCGGACAGCCUUCCCGCGGACCUGGCGGACGCGAUUGCGCGCGGCCGCGUGCCCGGGGAGGUGGUGGAGCGGUACGCGGAGAUGGAGAACACAGUGGUGCUGGGUUAUUUAAUGCGGUUCGGCGGGUUUAAGGAGCGGUUGCUGGCAGACGAUCUGUUCAUGACCAAGACCUCGGCGGAGUUGGAAAGGCGGCGAGCGGCCUUCUUCCCCGAGUUCGACUUCGUCAUUGCUGACGUGAUCAUGGCUCUCAUAGCGGACUUCAUGCUCGUGUGGCUGCCUGCCCCCACCAUCCCUCUGCACCCCGCGCUCGCCAAAGAAGCCACGGCCCUGCAAAAGUUUCUCGACACCUGCCCGGACAACGCGUUCCAGGUGCCUGUGCGCGGCACGGAGUACACUCUCCUGCAGCGAUUCAUGGCUGUGCUGAGGAACGGAGCGAAGCUCAUGGUUGUCGGGACGACUGCAUCCCUGUUUGGCUGUGGCAUGACCAACGCCCUCCAAUGGGUGCGCAGGGAGCUUGCUGGCCCCCCGGCCGCUGCUGCAGCCACAAUCCCCUCCCUAGACCUCACCGCUGCUGCCUCUUUUCCUCUAGACUCUUCGUCUGAGCUGGCUGCUACCCUAAACCCUGCUGCUGCCAUUGAUGCCGCCACGACUGCUGCCUUGGUAUUGGACCCGGCGGUCGCUGCUGAUGUGGCAGCUGCUGUGUCGGCAUCGGCUGCUGAUGUGGUGGCUGCACUGGCCACAGCUGCUGAGGUGGCAACUUCAGCUGCAGGGUCCAUGCCACCGGAUCUGGAGGUGCGUAUACUCGCUACAAGCUUGGCUUAUGGGUCCUAUGCAGCGAUUUCUGCAAACUUAAGGUACCAAAUAAUGGCCGGUGUGAUUGAGCAGCAGUGGCUGGAGCCUCGAUUCCACGGCAACAAGACUCUCCUUUCAGUUCUCUCAUUUAUCUUCCGCACGUCCAACACGUUCAUUGGCUCGCUCUUGUGGGUAGAUUAUGCAAGAUGGAUCGGGGUUCACCACCUCGUCAAGCUUCUGCUGGAUCGCGGGUAUCAUGUCCGCGGAACAGUUAGGGACGCGACCAAUGAGGACAAGACGUCGUGGAUUCGCGAUCUCGCAGAGGGCACUCCAGGCAAGCUUGAGCUCUUUUCAGCCGACCUGAGCAAGCCUGGAAGCUUCGAUGAAGCCGUUGAAGGAUGCGAGUUUGUGUGCCACGUCGCCUCUCUUGUUCGUAUGAGUGUGCCGAAUCCGCAGUCUGUAGUGGAUGCAGCUCUGGAGGGCACGAGAAAUGUAUUCUCUUCCAUCCUCAAACACAAAACUGCCAAAAAGGUGGUGGUCACCUCAUCUGUAGCAACAAUUAUUGACUACGUAAACAACAAGGACCAUGUAUUCACUGAAGAAGACUGGAACCGAGACCUUAGUCUUAAAGAUCCAUACCCGAUGGGCGCAUGUUCGAACAAGCCUCGAUGUGAUAAGGCAGCUGAUGGGUGGAUGGCUCUUCAUGGCCCCGGACUUGUAUUUUGGCAUGGUGCACGUUGA